CCCCCCGCGCCCCCCGGCCCGGCCCGGCGCCCCGGACCUGAGCGCGCCCCCAUGGAGGCGCCCGGGCUGGCCAAGGCGGCCGCGGCGGACGCCGACGCCCGAGAGAGCUCGGGGGAGACCCCCGACGGCGCGCCCGCGCACUUCCCCGGCCCCGGGGCGCCCUCGCCGGAGCCGCCCGCCUACCGCCCGCAGGACUUCGACACGCUGGCCACCGUGGGUACGGGGACGUUCGGUCGCGUGCAGCUGGUCCGCGAGAAGCAGAGCACACGUUUCUUCGCCCUGAAGGUGAUGAGUAUCCCGGACGUCAUCCGCCUGAAGCAGGAACAGCACGUGCACAACGAGAAAUCCGUGCUGAAGGAAGUCAGCCACCCGUUCCUGGUCAAGCUGUUCUGGACGGGGCACGAUGACCGCUUCCUGUACAUGCUGAUGGAGUUCGUGCCGGGUGGUGAGCUCUUCAGCUACCUGCGCAACCAGGGCCGCUUCUCUAGCUCCACCGGGCUCUUCUACGCCGCGGAGAUCGUCUGUGCCAUUGAGUACCUGCACUCCAAGGAGAUCGUCUACAGGGACCUGAAGCCGGAGAACAUCCUGCUGGAUAGAGACGGUCACAUCAAGCUCACUGACUUCGGGUUCGCCAAGAAACUGGUGGACAAGACGUGGACCCUUUGCGGGACCCCCGAGUACCUGGCCCCCGAAGUCAUCCAGAGCAAGGGCCACGGGAGAGCCGUGGACUGGUGGGCGCUCGGCAUCCUCAUAUUCGAGAUGCUCUCGGGGUUUCCUCCGUUUUUUGAUGACAACGCAUUUGGCAUUUACCAAAAAAUUCUCGCAGGCAAGAUCGAUUUCCCCAGGCAUUUGGACUUCAGUGUCAAAGACCUCAUUAAGAAAUUGCUUGUUGUCGACAGAACCAGGAGAUUGGGAAACAUGAAGAAUGGAGCAGAGGAUGUGAAACGGCAUCGGUGGUUCCGGACCAUGGACUGGGAGACUGUCCCAGAAAGGAAACUGAAGCCUCCCAUCGUACCCAAAGUGUGCAGCGAGGGCGACACCUCCAACUUCGAAGCUUAUCCCGAGAACGACUGGAACAUGGCCCCUCCGGUGUCACAGAAAGAUCUGGAAGUCUUCAAGAAUUUCUGAGCAUGGGCUCCCCACCUGGAAGGGGAUUGUCGCCAGCCUGCUUUGAUAGGCAUCUGUAAAGCUGAGAAGGAGACGAAAUCGCAGCUGACCAUACGGCAUAAUGUUCAUGGUCACAGAAGCUGGAAUCCCCCUCAGCAGAAAUGUAUCGUUUGCCAGCAAUGGAAAAGUCGUGAUUUAUGCUCUCCACAUGUCAAAAUACGCAAAAGAAACUCCAGUCACUAGGUAACAGGUGUCCACGUCACACCGUCACGAUGCUUUAAAACACCACGUCCUGUUGUGCUCCUGGGGCAGCUGAACCAUCAGCUGUUUAUAAAGGUCUCGUGCAGUGUUUUGUUUCCUUCUGUCCGUCUGUAUGUCGGGACUCCCCUGCUGCCAGCCACAGCGUCACCAGUAGCGCUGAGCAGCUGGGUGAUGUGACACACAUUUGCCCUGUCUACGUACAACCUAAGUUGCCUCUCAGUUCGGAACCACUUGAACUGUGAAAUACAGCUCCAUCCUGUUCCCGCGAGACCCCGACGCACCGCCCUGUAGGCACCGAGGGCCGCCCACCCAGGUGAACGCUGCAGGCUGCAGCAGGUCCCAUCAGAACAUCAAAAUCCUCACGUUAGCUGCAGGUGCAGGAAAGAUUGGAUUUUUUUUUUUUUUCCAGCCCUUUGAUUUUGCAUCACGAAAUUUACACCAUCACAGGAGCCCUUGAUGGCUCCCAAUUAAGAUUUGAAGGGACACAUGCCUGCAUUAUUCUUUCUCCAGGGGUCCGUCUCCCUGGCAUGUAUUUUACACCUGUUGGGCACAUCCUACGUACUGUAUGUACCCUCUAGCCCUGUUUCUGACUAAUGAGUUCCACUUCCCUGGAUGUUGUUGAGUUACCAAAAACAAAGAGAAAAA
Lagenorhynchus albirostris (white-beaked dolphin) is the source of this 2013-nucleotide messenger RNA. It is a transcript of the gene PRKX, whose product is annotated as protein kinase cAMP-dependent X-linked catalytic subunit. The transcript has 9 exons. The coding region runs from base 52 to 1128 and encodes 358 amino acids. The record is from RefSeq and is a predicted model, not a curated record. Gene Ontology annotation, biological process: protein phosphorylation. Gene Ontology annotation, molecular function: protein serine/threonine kinase activity; ATP binding. Lineage: Eukaryota; Metazoa; Chordata; Mammalia; Artiodactyla; Delphinidae.